This is a messenger RNA of Rhizophagus irregularis DAOM 181602=DAOM 197198, 1941 nucleotides long. RefSeq lists its product as uncharacterized. Gene Ontology annotation, cellular component: cytoplasm. Gene Ontology annotation, molecular function: ATP binding; protein binding; protein serine/threonine kinase activity. Gene Ontology annotation, biological process: peptidyl-serine phosphorylation; regulation of autophagy. The record is from RefSeq and is a predicted model, not a curated record. Lineage: Eukaryota; Fungi; Glomeromycota; Glomeromycetes; Glomerales; Glomeraceae.
AUGUCUAAUAAUAGUGAAAUACAAGACACCGAACAUAAAAAUGAAUGGGAUAAUUGGACUUAUGAAUGCAAGGAUUUUCAUAAUAUUCAAGAAAUUGGUUCCAGUUCAUCCGGAAAAGUUUAUCGUGCGAAUCGGAAAGAUUCAGAACAAUACAUAGCAUUGAAAUAUUUUUUUAAUCUUAAUGACGUCGUUGUCAAAGAAAUAGUUCAUGAACUUAAGCUUCAAAGAGAAGGAGAAAUACAAUUUCAUGAUAAUAUUAUUAAGUUUCAUGGAAUUGCAAAAUUUGAUUCAGAUAAUCAAGAUAAUCAAGAUGAAUUAUUAAAAGGACAUUUACUAGUUAUGGAAUAUGCCGAUUCUGGCACUCUUAAAGAUUAUUUAAAGAAAAAUUUCAAUAACCUUACCUGGGACGAUAAAUACAACAUGGCGUACCAAUUAUCUUGUGCCGUGUCGUGCUUACAUGAUGAAGGGAUCGUACACCGUGAUUUGCAUCCUGGUAAUAUAUUGGUUCAUAAAAACACAAUAAAGUUGGCCGAUUGUGGGUUAUCAAAAAGAAUUGGAUUAGCGUCCAAACAAUUAAUAUUAUCUGGAAUAAUUCCUUACGUCGAUCCAAAAAAUAUUAAAAAUUCAACACAAUUAUUCUCAUAUAAUGAAAAGAGCGACAUUUACAGUAUUGGUGUAUUGUUAUGGGAGAUAUCUAGCGGUAAAUCUCCCUUUUCUACUGAAGAAUAUAAUAUUGAUUUGGCUAUAGAUAUUUUACAAGGUCUUAGAGAAAGUCCUAUUCCUGAUACACCUGAGAAUUAUAUAAAACUUUAUAUCGAUUGUUGGGAUGGUGAGCCGAAUAAUCGACCAACCAUAGGCCAGGUAGUAAAAAGUUUAAAAGCAAUAAUGACUGCUACAAAACCUAUUAGUAUAACAGGAAAUCAUCAUAUUAAAUCAGGCUUUCAAUUAUCGGAUAAACUAGAAAUUAAUCCAAUUAAUAAUAUUACUUCUUCAAAUGCUUCGAGUGUCAGUAAUUCAUACAAUGGAAUGGAAAAAGAUAUAUUCAUCUCUAUAACAACAAAUGAAAAAAUAGUUGAUGAAAGUAUUUCAUCAAAAGAGAAUUUAAAGAUAGUAAUUAAAAAAAUAGUAGAAUAUAUCUUUAAAUUAGUUAAUUUAGGAAAAGAAGUAACCUAUUAUAUUAUUGAUUAUAUUAAUAAUGAUCAUAGUGUAAAAUCGCAAGAAAUUUAUAAUUGGUUGUUAAAUAAUCAAAAUGAUUUGGAUUCAAUUUUCUUACUUGGAUAUUUUAAUUACGUAGGAAUUGAAACUAGUGGAAAUCUAAAUCAAGCGUUUGACCUAUUUAUUAAAGCAUCAGAGCAAGAUCAUACAUUGGCUCAGUUUUAUGUUGGAUUAUGUUACGAAUUUGGUUAUGGAAGCGAAAAAAAUGAAAAGCUAGCUUUUAAAUUUUAUGAAAAAGUAGCCAAUAAGAAUUAUCCGACAGGAAUAAAUUAUCUUGGUUAUUUUUACGAAAGAGGCAUGGGGAUUGAAAAAGACUUAAAGAAAGCUGUCUCUUUAUAUGAAAAAGCAGCAAAUUUAGGAAAUAUUUUAGCACAAUAUAACCUUGCUAUAAUGUAUAUGAAUGGAUAUGGUGUUGAUAAAGAUGAUAACAAGGCAUUUGAAUUAUCUAUACAAUCAGCUGAAGGAGAAUUUAUCGAUGGAAUAAGAGCAUUAGGAUAUUGUUAUAGUUGCGGAAUUGGAACUAGUGUUAAUAAACAAAAAGCAUUUGAAUUAUAUCAACAGGCAGCAGAUUUAGGAGAUACGGAUGCUCAAUAUAAUCUUGGUGAUAUGUAUGAAAUAGGGGAUGGAAUUUGUAAAGAUAUAAAUAAAGCAAUUUACUGGUUUGAACAAUCUGCUAAACAAGGAGAUCAAGAAGCUCAGAAUAGAUUGAAAAACUUAAAAAAGUAA